This is a messenger RNA of Plasmodium malariae, 1812 nucleotides long. Its product is annotated as adrenodoxin reductase, putative. Gene Ontology annotation, molecular function: oxidoreductase activity. Bases 1 to 1812 code for a protein of 603 amino acids. The record is from RefSeq and is a predicted model, not a curated record. Lineage: Eukaryota; Apicomplexa; Aconoidasida; Haemosporida; Plasmodiidae. The transcript has a single exon.
AUGCGUAUAAAAGUGGAAUGCCAAAGGAGAAAACUCUUUUUUUUAAGCAAGUAUUUUUUUACUAACGAACAAAAGUAUUUCAAAAUAGGAGUAAUAGGAGCAGGUCCAUCAGCUUUAUAUUGCUGUAAAUAUUUUUUGAAAAACGAAAGAAUAAAAGUCGAUAUUUUUGAUAAAUUACCUAACCCUUAUGGGCUUUUAAGAUAUGGCGUAGCACCUGAUCAUGUGAAUGUGAAAAAUAUUUGCAACUCAUUCAAUCCAAUCAUUUUGAGCAAGAAUUAUAGAUUUUUUGGAAAUGUUAAUAUUGGUGUAAACUUAAAAAUAGAAGAACUGCGUAAUUAUUACAACGUUAUAGUCUUUUGUUGUGGUGCCUCUGAUAUUUCAUUGCCCAGUGUAGAACUGGUAGAGGGGAAGGAGGAGAAGAUGGCUAAAGGAUAUGAUAGAGCACUAAAAGUUGCAGACGGAUUGUGUAGUGAACGGGAUAGUGAACAGACCUACAAACAGGUUUCUAAACAGGUUUCUAAACAGGUUUCUAAACAGGUUUCUAAACAGGUUUCUAAACAGUUUUCUAAACAGGAUGUUAAACAGGAAGCUAAACAGGCUGCUGGACAGGAUGCUAAACAGGCUGCUGGACAGGAUGCUAAACAGGCUGCUGGACAGGAUGCUAAACAGGCUACUGGACAGGAUGCUAAACAGUUUGCUGGACAAGCUGCUGGACAGGAUGCUGGACAGACUGCUGAACAGACUGCUGAACAGGAUAGUAAACUUGGUAGAGGUAUUUUCCAUGCUCUGGACUUGAUAUACUUUUAUAACAGUUAUUAUGACGAUAUGAGAUGCAAAACUAUAGAUAAUUACUUAAGUUCGUUGGAAAAUUUUUCAAGUGCUGUUAUUGUAGGAAAUGGCAAUGUGGCAUUAGACGUGGCUCGAAUUUUGGUCAAGUCAUAUGAAAAUUUAGAAAAAACGGAUAUAAAUAAUAAUUAUUUAAAUGCAAUGAGAAAGCAUAAAUUUAAACAUAUAUAUAUUAUGGGUAGAAGGGGAUACUGGCAAUCUUCUUUUACGAAUUCCGAAUUAAGGGAAUUAUUGAAUUUAGAUAAUACGAAAGUAAUAUUAAAUAAAAAAAAUUAUUCCUUAUGUUCAAUUUUAAAAAAUUAUGAUGAAAAUAAUAAAAUGAAACAAAGACAACAUAAACUAUUUUUAAAUAUGGUUCAUAAUUAUGAAGAAUUUGAAAAAAAUAAAAAUAUAUAUGAGAACUAUAAGAUUAUUGAAUUUAUUUUUUAUCACGAAAUUAAAAAAAUUCAUUUUAAUAAUCAUUAUAUGAAAAACGUAAUAUUUCAAAUGAACAAAGAUUUAAAUAUAUUAGACUCUUCACCUUAUCAAAAAAAAAAAAAAGUUUUCACUACUCCCUUACUAAUAUUUGCAACAGGAUUUAAAAAAAAUCAGUUCUGCGAAAAUUUAUAUAAUCAAUCCAUUCUAAAAUUUAAAGACGAUAUUUUAAAAAAAAAAUUUGCUAUCUUUAAAGCAGGUUGGUUUGAUAUUGGUCCAAAGGGAAAUAUAUCUAACCAAAUUUUAAAUUCCAAAAAAAUAACAUCCCAUAUUUUAAAUUUUCUUAAUAACACAACAGAAUUUUUUCAUAAUGACAUUUCGAAUUUGUUAAGUGCAAAGAAAAUUAAUUUUGUCAAUUUUGAUGAUUGGAUUUAUAUUCAUAAUUUAGAAAUUAAUGCAGGGAAACAGACAGGAAAAAAUGCGCAAAAAAUUCGUACAGUAGAGGAGGUAUUAUAUAUUUUAAAUGAAAAAAAAAAAAAAAAAAAAAAUUGA